AUGACUCAACCAGGAUGGGGGUUGCUGUUCCUAGGCCUCUUGGCCAUGGCUCAUGGACUUCGGAAGGGUAAUGAUCUGCUCAAUGUCUGCAUGGAUGCUAAACACCACAAGUCAGAGCCUGGUCCAGAAGAUGACCUUCAUCACCAGUGUAGCCCAUGGAAGAAAAAAGCCUGCUGCACAGCAAACACAAGCCGUGCUGCCCAUGAAGACACCUCCCACCUGUACCAGUUCGACUAUAACCACUGUGGAAAGAUGACUCCAGCCUGCAUGCGCCACUUUAUCCAGGACAAUUGUCUCUAUGAAUGCUCCCCUAACUUAGGACCCUGGAUCCAGCCGGUGUCCUCAAGCUGGAGGAGGGAACGGAUGCUCAAUGUUCCCCUGUGCAAGGAGGACUGUGACCAGUGGUGGGAGGACUGCCAAACCUCAUAUACCUGCAAAGAGAACUGGAACAAAGGCUGGAAUUGGACUUCAGGGAUUAACCAGUGUCCAGUUAAGGCUGCCUGCCACCCUUUCACAUUUUACUUCCCAACACCAGCCUCCCUAUGUGAGAACGUUUGGGGUCACUCUUACAUCGUAAGCUCUUUUGGCCGAGGCAGUGGCAAAUGUAUCCACAUGUGGUUUGACCCAGCCCAGGGAAACCCGAAUGAAGCUGUGGCUAAAUAUUAUGCCUUUGCCUUUGCCUCUGCCCCAGGCAUCUUCAGUUGGGGGGCCAGUUUCCCCUUCUUGACUUUGAUACUCCUGUUGCUUUUCUGCGGUUAACCCUCAUCAGGAAUAAAAUCUAACCAAUCUACAUGCAAAACCAUAGCCGAGAUUUACUCCCAGUCUGAGAUCCCUGGACCUCAGCUUCCUGCCUGACACAGCCUGGCUCUCCUGAAACCCUGGCUUCCCAAUCUGGAGUCUUUCCCCUCAAACCUGAGCUUUCUUCUGGGAAGCCUACACCCCCACACACUUUGGAUUUCACAUCCCCCACCCCACUACUGAGGGGGUGAGGGAGAGAGUGCCUCCUUUU
This is a messenger RNA of Trichosurus vulpecula (common brushtail), 1009 nucleotides long. RefSeq names its product folate receptor alpha-like. The transcript is spliced from 4 exons. Gene Ontology annotation, biological process: cell adhesion; fusion of sperm to egg plasma membrane involved in single fertilization; sperm-egg recognition. NCBI's taxonomy places the organism in Eukaryota, Metazoa, Chordata, Mammalia, Diprotodontia, Phalangeridae. Gene Ontology annotation, molecular function: signaling receptor activity. Bases 1 to 759 code for a protein of 252 amino acids. The record is from RefSeq and is a predicted model, not a curated record. Gene Ontology annotation, cellular component: external side of plasma membrane.